AUGGUCGAAAAGCUCUACGUUACCUACAAUGAUGUGCACAACCUGUGCAAGGAGUCGGCCGACCGGCUGCUCGCCGACUUUCAGCCCCAGCUCAUGAUUGCCAUUGGCGGCGGCGGCUACAUUCCCGCCCGCAUCUUGCGCUCCUUCCUCAAGCAGCCCGGCUCCCCCAACAUCCCCAUUCAGGCCAUUGGCCUCUCCCUCUAUGAGCAGCUCGGCGAGGACCCCGAAGUCGAGACGCCCGGCACCAAGGUGACGCGCACCCAGUGGCUCGACCUCACCGCGCUCGGCCACAUGAAGAACCUGGUUGGCAAGCGCAUCCUCAUUGUCGACGAAGUCGACGACACCCGCACCACACUCGAGUACGCCGUCAAGGAGCUCGAAAAAGAUGUUGAGGAGGCCCGGCGCAAGAUGCCCGACGGCGACGCCCAGCCCAAGACGGAGUUUAGCAUCUUCGUCCUACACAACAAGGACAAGCCCAAGAAGGGAAUUCUGCCCGGCGACAUGGUGCCUGCCCGCUACCACGCCGCGCGCACCGUUUCCGACGUCUGGAUCAACUACCCCUGGGAGGCCAUCGACAUUGAGGAGCAUGACAGGAACUCGGUGCCCAGUCAGUAG
This is a messenger RNA of Cordyceps militaris CM01, 615 nucleotides long. RefSeq names its product xanthine phosphoribosyltransferase 1. Gene Ontology annotation, cellular component: cytoplasm. The transcript has 2 exons. Bases 1 to 615 code for a protein of 204 amino acids. The record is from RefSeq and is a predicted model, not a curated record. Gene Ontology annotation, biological process: GMP salvage; hypoxanthine metabolic process; XMP salvage. Gene Ontology annotation, molecular function: hypoxanthine phosphoribosyltransferase activity. Lineage: Eukaryota; Fungi; Ascomycota; Sordariomycetes; Hypocreales; Cordycipitaceae.